AAUGGUGACAGUUUCAGCCAGAUUUCAGAUUUGCCAUGGCUACCGUCUGUAUUGUGUACAACCAAAUUAAUCUAAAAAGUUCAAAAUAAAUUCUGUUUUGAGCAGAUGCAUGGGUUAUUUCAUAGAAAACUAUUAGUGUGUAGUGAACCCAUUAAAACUCAUUAAAGUUUAAGAACUUGGUUGCUCCUGUAUUAGAUUCUGUUGUUUUUGAUUUUUUUCUUAAGCUGUUGUGGUGAAAAUAUAAAAUAUGCUUGUUUACAAAAAGAGUUUCUUUUUGAAAUAAUUAAGUAAAUUUAUGUGAGUUAUAAACUAUUAAGUAAAGCUAUGUGCACCAAAAUUCUACACUAGAUUCUGUUAUCUUAUUUUAAAAGGGUGUAUCAUCAUUAGUGAAAUUUUUGAAUAGUUCUCUGACCUACAUGAGCCAAGAUGAUGUGUAGGGUGCUUGGUAUUUUAAUGUGGAAGCACAUUAUUGCCAGAAAAAGAAAGUACAUCCGCACUCCAGUCGAGUUUUUAGCUCCAAUUAUCAUCAUAAUACUCCUGUUUGUGUUCAGAGAUGAAAUUAAUCCAAAAAAAAGUCACCCUCGUGAUGCAGAAAUCCCUGAUGUUCACCAAACAGAAACUGUUUCCCUGCUUAAAGUCGGCAAACCACCAGUUGUACUGUACACACCUGUUACAUCCAAAACUAAGGAGUUGAUGAAGCUAGUCAGUGAAAAAUUUGCUAGUAACAAAAGGAGACCAACAGAGUUCCAGCCCUUUGACAAUCUUACUAACAUUGUCAACUUCUCCCAAAGUAUGGAAUAUGAUGAGGCUAUUGUCAUCUUCCAGAAUGUUUCCGAGGAGACGUGGCCAGAGACCCUGAACUACACCAUCCGGAUGAAGAACCCCUUCAUGACGGCAACACCCACCUCUCUCGAUACGGAACUCACCCCACACUCCGGCUAUGGAAUCAUCUAUGAGAAGUUCAUGACGUUGCAAUGGGCAAUCGAUACAAGUUAUCUACAACUACUGACUGGCACAGAAGUUAACCUGAACUUGUACGUGCAAGAGUUCCCGUACAUGAAGCACAAAGGCAAUUCCAUGUCCGCCAUGAUAGCUGAAUGGAUGAAGACCGUCUGCUGGAUGUCACUGCUACUGCCAUUCCUAUUCCUCAUGACGAGGCUGCUGGAAGAACGGGCCACAGGGAUACAGGAAUUGAUGAAAAUGAUGGGUGUUCAGCGAGGACCGCUAUGGAUGGCACACGUGGGUAACGCCCUAGGACCAGGGUUGGUGUUCGCGGCUCUCACCGGUAUCCUGCUCACUGCGUCCACCAAUCCCUUGCUGGCCAACACCAACGGGUUCCUCAUAUUCCUGCUGCUCUUGGUGUACUACUUCACCGUCAUUGGAAUGGCCUUCGCGUCGAGCUACCUCACGAAGAGCACUCAAUAUGCGGUGACGCUCUGUGUGCUGACAUACGUGUUCCUGUGGAUUCCGGCCGCGCAGAUCACCCAGCGCGAGAUAGAUUCGCCUCUAGUCGUGCUGUCAGGCCUUCUACCCCACGUGCCUAUGACCUGGAUAUGGACGGAGGUUGGCCAGCUGGAAAAGUAUGGUCAAGGCCUGACCUUCGCUACGAUGUUCACAUCCCACUCCACUCAGUCGGGGUCAGCUUUCGCGGCCUUACUAGUGAUGGUCUGGCAGGUGCUUUUCUUCUUCCUGCUUGCCUGGUACUUGGACCACGUGUACCCGGGCCAGUACGGGCAGGCGAUGCCGUGGUAUUUCCUCUGUCAGAAGCAGUACUGGCGCAAGAACGACGUGACUCCCGACGAAGAGAUCGAGGAGUUGGAAGAGUGCGCGGAACAGGACCAGCGGUACUUCGAACCCACGCCGCCCGGCCAGGACGUCGGCAUCAAGAUCAUGAAUGUCACCAAGGUGUUCCCUAAGCAGCGUGCAUUGCACAACGUAUCACUGGACGUCUUUAAAGGCGAGAUUACUGUAUUACUGGGACACAAUGGAGCGGGGAAAACCACGCUCAUGAGCAUUAUUACUGGUAUGUUAAGCGCGACAGAAGGCAAGGUUUACGUAUGUGGUUCGGAAAUGCGGCCUCAACAGGACGCGGCUCGACAACGACUAGGACUGUGCCCCCAACACAACCUGUUCUUCCCCGAUCUUACAGUACUCGAGCAUGUCAUGUUCUUCACGCUGCUGAAAGGCGGUUCCUUCGCUGAAACUCGCACUUCUUCAGAAAGCUUGCUCGACAAACUCGGAAUUCUGGACAAGAUGAACAGUAUGAGCUCUGAACUAUCAGGCGGUAUGAAGAGAAGAUUACAGCUAGCUUGUGCUUUAGCGGGCGGCGCUGAUGUGCUUAUACUGGAUGAACCCACUUCUGGGCUUGACGUCGAGACAAGGCGAGAACUCUGGGAUCUUCUGCUGGCGCUCCGUGGUUCCCGCACGGUGCUUUUGUCGACUCACUUCAUGGAGGAAGCUGAUGCGCUGGGCGAUCGAGUAGCGGCGCUGCACGCGGGGAAGCUGCGCUGCUUCGCCACCCCGCUGUACCUGAAGAAAGCCAUCGGUACCGGCUACCGUCUAACAUUCACUACAAUCGGCGUACCGAACGAAGAGGCCAUAACUCGCGUGGUGACGUCACAAGUACCCGACGCCACCGUCAAAGAGCAAUCCUUCAACUCCAUAUCCUACAACCUGCCAGCCACGAGCAGCGACAAGUUCCCAGAACUGUUCUCCAGCUUGGAAUACAAACGGCCUGAGCUCAGCAUAGACUCGAUCGGUGUUGGCAUUUCCACGCUUGAAGAGGUUUUCUUGAGAUUAUGCAGUGACGUCGACACAACGUUGACAAAUGAUGACGUCGAUGGCGUAGGAGGUGACUCGAUUUCAACACGUAACCGGCUAACUGGAGUUCUGCUGUAUCUUCGCCAGUUCCUCGUGCUCUUCAAGAGGCAAAUCAACUAUAUACUUUACAAGAAAAUGUGGUUUCUGAUACUGCAAGUCAUCUUACCCAUACUAAUGAUCGUGCUGUUCACUUUAAACUUCAACAAUGCUGAAGUGGAAAUGAGGAAUAACUUGACACCGCUAAACCUGGACAUUUACGAUAGUAUGGGAGAUAAGCGCGUUCUAUACAAUGUAAAUUUCCCAGAAGUGACCUUGCGUACAAUCAGCGACAGAUAUCCUGGAGUAAUCUUCGAGAACACCACGAAUGCAGCUGAAGCGGUCGUACGUUUCGCUAGACGAGACACCAUUGAUUACAACAAAUAUUUGAUUGGAAUCGAGCUGAAUAAUACUGAUGCAAAGGUGUUAUACACAACGAUAGUACGACACGCGGCCCCAGUAGGCCUCAACUUAUUGUCGAACCUGGUAGCUAACAGUUUGCUGCCUUGGUCCAAUGGGAAUACAAUAGUGACCAACAAUCACCCCCUAGACACGCAGCGUGGGGAACGCAGGCCUGAAAUAGUGGAACCCAAGCCGAUAGCAGCUGCUAUCUUUUGGGUGGUCACCGUUGUUUUCAUAAUCCUCGCAACGGCUGUGAACUCAGCCUCUCUGGUCUGCAAGGAACGCGUCACCGGCGCUAGACACCUCCACAUAAUGAGCGGCGCUUCAUGCGGUGUGCACUGGGGCACCACCCUCACCGCUCACACCGCGGUGGCGGCGCUGACCCUGGUGCUGCCCGCUGCCGUCACCGCCGCCGCCGCGGACCGAGACCAAACUUUCACCGCGCCGGCCUUCAUACUGACACUUGCAACGGUGCUGCUAUUGGGCUGCAUGGCGUUCUUCGCCCUCAUGUACCUGGUGAGCUUCUUCUUCGCUGAACGCGGUACCAGUAUCAUACUGGUCAUCAUAGCGUUGCUGUUCGGUCUGAUACUACCCGGCGUGAAAUCCGCCAAAGACCUAUUCAAAAUGAACGAGUCGAAGUCUUUCACGGAUUACCUUCUUCUAAUAUCCAGCUACGUGAUGCCUCCGCAUACUUUAACUAUGGCAGCGAGUGAGACAGUGGUUACCGCGAGACUUAACGCUCUAUGCACCCUCAAUAGAGACAAAUGCCCUAUUCUACUGGUGGCUGAACACGGCUUCGACCCUGAUGCCUGCUGCGAGUCUACGGGCAACAUGAACUGCUACUUCUGCUAUGAAAAGAACGCCCCAGGUCCCAUGAUAGUAUGUCUGUUUGUGCAGUUGAUCGUUUACAUGAUCCUGGUAUGCCUCAUGGAGAAAGGUGUAUUCAAGUGGAUGUACGAAUCGGUAAUGAAUGCUCGUUACCAACCGCCGCCGCCGCGACGCCUCGAUGAAAUGGGUCGCGCUGAAAGAGCCUACGUCACCAAGGCGAUCGCACUACCAACCAAGCAAAUUCCGGACGCAAUGCUGGUAUCGGACCUGCACAAAAACUACAGAUUUUUAAACAAAUCGUUUCCCGCAGUUAAAGGAAUCAGUUUCUCUGUUAAAAAAGGCGAAUGUUUCGGUCUUCUGGGCGUGAACGGCGCUGGCAAGUCCACAACGUUCCAGAUGCUGACUGGCGAGCGCUGUCCCACGCGUGGGCAAGUGUUCGCCAACGGACACCAUCUCAAAGGAUACGCCUCUGAGUAUCUGCACAGUCUCGGCUACUGUCCACAAUUCUUCGGGUUGGACGAGUUCCAGACGGGAGCAGAGAACCUCGAGCUCACUCUAACGCUGCGAGGUCUCAGCGCCGACGCUGUGAAGUUAGAAGCAGCCUCCUGGAUAGAAGUCGUCGGUCUACAGAAAUACGCGAACCGCUUCGUAGGCGGUUACAGCGGCGGUUGCAUGCGUCGUUUAGCCGCAGCCUCCGCUCUCGCAUGCGGCGCCCCUCUCACUCUACUGGACGAACCUACGGCCGGCGUCGACGUGGCGGCUAGAAGACGAGUGUGGGCAGCUUUACGUCGAGCUAUUACUCACCAACGGGCCGUCAUCAUCACCUCGCACAGUAUGGACGAAAUGGAAGCGCUCUGCAACCGCAUCGCCAUAAUGUCAAUGGGCGAGAUUUGCGCUUUGGGCUCCCCCGCCGCCCUACGUGCCGCCCACGCUGCCGGCCACGCCGUCAUCAUCAAGGUGACGUCACAAUCAACAACAGGAGACGAGACUGAUUCUGGAAACUCGCAACUGAACAAAUUGAAAGGCACGUUAAGGCAGAAAUUCAACUGCACCUUGAAGGAUGAACACAAGACGAUGCUCCACUACCACAUCAACGAGACGUUGCAAUACAGCGAACUGUUCCGUGAGCUGGAGGAGCUCAAGGCUGCAUUCCCGUUAGUGGAGGACUACUCGGUGACAGAGACCACGCUGGAGGAGGUGUUCCUCUCUUUCGCACGCCCGCAACCGUCGCCGCCCCCCUCCCGCCCCGUCUAGCAGCAUGGCGGUUGGUUGGGACAAACAAGUUGGAUAGCGCGGAUCAAGGCACAUACGACGCGCUAACACUCCCUUAACGUACUGAGGCAAGUUUACGUCAAUUGUUACCUAAAUAUUAUAUUACAUGGGAUAUUUCUUUAUUUCUAUGUAAGAGAUUAACUGAACAUUCCCAAAACCAAUAAAAAAAAUAACCUCUCUACCAGUACACAGAGAAGUAGAAGAAAUAAACUUUAAUGUUUGUUCAGAUGUUUGCUUUUUGUGCAAUGACAAUAGAAUAAGUAUAAAUUUUUAUGUUUCUGUGGAUGAUCGUAAAGACAUACAUCCCUGAAAGGUUUGGGGCCGUUCAAGUAUUACGUAAGCAAGUUUAUUACAAUUAUUUACCCCCUCCUCCGCCUUGUCAGCAAAAGUAAGCAAAGCUCUUACCCCUCCCCACCACCCCUAUAUACAUUUUUCCUUUAAUGUAUUCUGUUUUUUUUAUUGAUUCAUGAGCUUUCAUGAGCUUCAUGACCAGCAGUACUUAGAAAGGCUUAAUCGAUGACGCUGACGUAAUCACCAUCUCUACCCCCCCCCCCCCCCCCCAAGUCAUCAAAAAUAAGCAAAUCAGAGACCCCCCUGCCCCCCUAUAGUGCUUACGUAAUACUUGAACAGCCCCUUUGGACAUAGGAUAAUCAUCGCUCUAAUAUUAACUAACAGGCUUUAAUAAUUUUAAAGAUUGACAUCUUUGCAGUUACCAGACGCACUAUUACAGAGAUCAAACUUAAUAAGUAAUAAAUCAUAAACGAACAAAUAUUUUUCAGUAUCCCUCAUAUAAACUUAUUGCACUAAAAACAUCUUUAUUAACAGUAUAGGCAAAUACCCUUUAAUAUUUUAUUAUUAAGAAACGUAGAUCCAGUAUUUAAAAACAUUUUUGGGCAAAGACAAAUCCAAAUCGUAGGGGCUAGUCAAUAACUUCCUGUUUUUACAUUGAAAACCAAAGCUAAAACAAUUAAAUAGUUACCCACAUAUGGGACAGUUGAACUUGGAAGAGUGUGUGGCAUUCUAUCUCACUGAUGACACUGGUGUCGAUUCUGACAUGAUUCUCUUAACCUAAACUUAAAUUUGACAAUAGUGUAUCCUUGUUAUUCUUUAUACGCCAAAAUCGACACCACUGUCUAUUUAAUUCUGAAUAAGCUGUUGAAAAUAUAAAAAAUAUAUAUAGAUAAUUAUUAUCAAUCUAUAUUUAUUUAAGUGUCAACCGUAACAAAUGUAUUUCGAAUUAUUUAUUGUAGUUUUAGAAAGAUGAUCUUGUGUUUAAGUUAGGUACUAUGCAUGAUAUGAGGUAGAUAUAAUAUGUAUUCUAUAGUACUGUCAGUUUCAAACAAAUUUAAUAGGAAUGCAAUUUCACUUUUUAGGUAUUUUCUGAGAAGUACAGUUUAUAUUUUUAACUUCACAUUUAUUUAUUAUUAUUAUCAAUUUUAUUUUUCAUUAAAUCAUCAGCGGAAUUCGAUUCUAUAUGUAAAAACUAUAUGUUAUAUAUAUGAAGACGAUUCUAUUAUACGCAACACUAUGUGCCUAUAAUAUAACCUACAAAAAUAUUAUAUUGAAAGAACCACAAAGAUAAUAUUUGGUUUGAAACAGUCUGUAACUUUCAAAUGUAUCACAUUAUUUUGUCACAUUAUUUAAUUAUAUGUCAUAUUGUUAAGACUACAAAGUUGAGUUUUGAGAAGAAAUAGUUUUAAAACUACUUUUCAUUAAACCAUUGUUUUCCAAGACGCUAUUAUAAUGAUCUCAAUUUACAUCAUUCCUAAUAAGCUGGUUCAAUUAUAAACAUUUUGCUGGUGUUUUAUGGGUGUUUGUAAUGAAGUUUGUUUGAGGAUUAGAGACUUCAUAAUUUCGAGGAUAAAAGUCUUAGAAUAAUUAAACACAAAAAUACUAAUGCAAUUUUAGGAAAUUUUAAAAGACAUUUUCAAUGUUUAAUUAUAGAAACGUUUACGUUGGCGAUAAUACGAACACUCAUCUGUCAAAGUGUGUGCUUGGGCUACUGUUAUUUCUAUUCUAUUAAUAGCGAAGGUUUAAUAGGCAAGCUUUGAUCAACAAGACUAAAGGUAUCGCGCGUAAAAUCCGUCUCGGUUAAUAUAGCCUCACUUGAAGCGUAAGAUCCUAUUUUUAAUAAGUUCGAUUAAUACGCUACACAGCCAAUGGGUCGGUCGGUAAAAAUACGGAAUAACAUAACGCUAUUUGUAACUUUAUUCCUUUGUGUUUAUCUUGGUUAAUUGGGAAUCGAAUGCAGCUGAAAAGUAUUAGCCACAUGGAUAGUUUUUAAUAAUUAUGAUGAUGAUACAAGGGGGAACACAUUCAUUAGACAGCUAUAAAAUUUCGAAACUGGGC
This is a messenger RNA of Chilo suppressalis (striped riceborer), 7707 nucleotides long. The record is from the annotation of a GenBank genome assembly. NCBI's taxonomy places the organism in Eukaryota, Metazoa, Arthropoda, Insecta, Lepidoptera, Crambidae.